Molecule: messenger RNA, 762 nt
Organism: Plasmodium vinckei vinckei
Lineage: Eukaryota; Apicomplexa; Aconoidasida; Haemosporida; Plasmodiidae
Product: apicortin, putative
Exons: 1
Coding region: 1-762 (253 amino acids)
Biological process (GO): intracellular signal transduction
Source: RefSeq, a predicted model, not a curated record
AUGAACAAAAUGGCAUUCCCUGAAAUAUUUUCCGAUAUAGAAGAAAAUAAAUUUGUACCUAUUCAAAAAUAUUUUUCAAGUCCAAGAGACAUAUUCUUAAUUGAUUUUAUAAAUAAUGAGGGGAAUAACGAGGAUGAUAAUAUAAAAAAUAUUAACAAUAAUAUGCUAUAUGAAAAAAAAAAAAACAAACAAUAUACAAGCGUAUUUGAACGUUUAACAGAUCAAACUUUUUAUACAGGAACUCAUAAAAAAAAAUUCGAAGCAUUGGUAAAACGUAAAUUGAAUGAACAGGAUAUGGAUAAUUAUUUAUCUAAAAAUUUAGAAAUACAUAAAAAUAUAAAAAAUGAAAAUAUUAUUUCUCAAUAUUCCUCUCCUAUUGGAAUAAAUCAAUCUGAAAAAGGAAAAAAAAAAGAAAAAAAUUUGAUAGUUACCCCAGGAAUCCUUGGUAUACAAAAAUAUGGAAUUCAAAUUGCCCGUCCAAAAAGUAUUUGGCUAUAUAGAAAUGGAGAUAAACAUCAUAAUGGCUUACUUUUCUUUAUUAAGCCACAUAUAAAUAAUUUAAAAUUGCUAUUGUUUGAAAUUACAAAAGUAUUAGAUCCGAUCAUUGGGCCUAUACGUAAAAUGUAUGACCAAAAUUUUAGGCUUAUCAAAAAUAUACAGCAACUUGCCGAUGGUGCCAAAUAUUUAUGCACCUCUGGCGACCCACCAGCAAGUAUUGACAAUCUUGGCAAGUUCAUGUCCAAGUGGAUUAUACAAGAAUAA